AUCGAGAAUGAAACUGAACAAAAACAUUACACCCAUAAUAAAAUGCAGUAAAACCUCAGGGUUGAAAAGCAACAAGAAAACGAGCAGGACAACAAAAUCUUAUAAUAAGGCAAACUGAGUCUUUUGAAACAGAUAAAUAUUAUCUCAAAUGUUAUCUUCUAUUUUUUUAGGUUUUUAAGGUAUCCUACCAAAUAAAUGAGUGUUAUCAAACCUAUUUUCAACCAUAUACAGGCUACUUAUUGAUGCUUAAUUACGCGCCAACAAUAUAUUGAUUUAACAAACAAAAAACAACCUUUUUCAUAUAUAUAUACAAGUAAAAACAAACCUAAUUGUUUACUAAUAAUGACUUAAAUUGUAUACUUUGUAACUUGUGCAGAAUUUUGUAUUUGGUGAAUGGGCUUUCGGUGUGUCCAAGCUUUAUUGGCAUCAUUACGCACAGUUCUCUUCAGCUUCUCGGGGCAUAUUUUGUUUGGCUCGGUCGAUGGAUCACAACGCAGACACGCACUAUAGUGGUUACGCUUGGAUUAGAGCAGAAAACAGAUGGUUAUCAAUCUAAACGUGAAGCGCUUGUGUUGUUGUCAUCAUCGAAUACGUGCCCAGUUCAAAUUUUGUCGGCUUGGGGGCGUGCCCGUGACGCACGAGGACCGAAGCCACGGCCCUGGAUAAAUACAGCAGCUCUCGACCGUUAGAGACACUUCUUCGCCGAUUCCGAUUUCGCACACUUCUCUGACACAAAGACGACGCAGACAAUGUCUCCAAACAUCACUUGUGAUUCUCUCCCGUCCUUUGCUCCCAGGCUAACUGUGGCCAAAAGAAAACAAGCCCUUGAGCUCAGAAAGACUAUGAAACCUUUGAUGGAAAAAAGAAGGCGCGCCCGUAUCAACGACAGCCUGAACCACCUGAAAAGCCUCAUCCUUCCCCUCACAGGCAGAGAUACUCGCUAUUCCAAGCUCGAGAAAGCCGACAUCCUGGAAAUGACCGUGAGGUUCCUCAGCGACAUGCCCCCUGUUAACACCAAAGACUCCGCAGAUAGUUACAAAGAAGGCUACAAAGCCUGCCUCCAGCGCGUCUCCACUCUGCUUCCCAAAACGAGCCUGGACCAAGACGCGUGCCAGCGGGUGAACGACUUCGUCCAGCAGUCCAUGUCCACCACCGUCACCCCGACCUGCCUGAACUGUUGCGCUCAGAGCCCCAGGAGCUUCCCUCAGAUUCAACAGAGACUCCUGAGCCUCAAGUCCAGCUUCAGCUCCAGACUAGAGAGUCAGUCCCGCAGCAGCAGCAGCUGCAGCAGCGGCGCAGUGGCCCCCGGCCGAGCACAGCCAGGCCCCCAGCCUGUCAGCGCUGCCAUGUGGAGACCUUGGUAGAUUAGUGUCUGGGUCUCCCAGAAGACUGCGAAAAGACUGUAAAAUAUCUGAUGUGUAGGCAACGUGUAAAGAUAGUAUCGGUUAUAAAUAUACGCGGUGAUUUUAUGCCUCCUUUCCGUCGAUGAAAAGCCAGAAUUCAUCGUUUAAUCGUAAUGAUUGAGUAUCAUAUACUUACGUUUUGCGCACGCGUCCGUUGUCCCGUAUAAGUUGACAAAUGUAGACAGUCGUAUUUUUUAAAAAUCUGCAUGUAUGUAUACGUUAAAUAUUUAGUCUUCCUCGCGGACUAAGUUAUUAAGGGCUAUUGAAACAGCCCUGUAAGACCCAAAGGGUCAGUGUAUGUGUGAAUCUGCAAUAUAGACGUCAGUGUCCUGCGUCUGUGCAGAUGGAGUUUGUAGACAUAUAUUGUGUCACCGUUGUAUCUCUGUUGGGAUGUGCUAAAUAUUUUUUUUGCUAUUGUCAGCAAAUGUUGUAUAUAUGCUAUAUAAACAUAAAUAAAACUACGAUGUCGUGGUAAGACUUUGUUUUCUCUUGUUGUUUACACUGUUGUGUAACAAUAGUGGUCUUUACUCGUCGUGUGCGUAAUUACGCACCGUUAACGCACAAAAAGACUACAAGAACAGUUGGGUUACAAAAGAGAAGAUGGUGUUAUCUGAUAGAUUUGUGUUUAAGUUACAGGGACAAAACGAGUCACAAUAAAUAUCACACAAAAAAACCGCACACACACUGUGCCACGAUGGACAUGAAUCAAAAGAGAAAACAAUAGGAGCAUGGAAACUAGAGACAGCGUCACCAGACUCAGCAAACAUGAUGUCAUGUCUCCUUAGAUGUGAACACAGAGAAGUCAUAAAGCAGAGGACCACACAUCUGUCAAGCAGAUCUGCACUCAAUAAAAACGGUAAGACUCCAGGAGGGAUGUUGUGGUCAGUGGCGCCCUCAACAGGCGACAUGAGGAACCAGUCGUGCCUCGACUCUGUUGAUAAAAGCAGUCUCUGCUGCCCUCCUCCGGCAGACGUGGUUGUGUUCUACCACUGUUACACAUAGUUAAUCUUACCAGGUUUCUUCUUUACAUACAGCCCAAGCUACACGGGUAUCAUUUGGCUUGAUCCUAUAAAUAGUUUGCCUAUUUAUAU
Molecule: messenger RNA, 2494 nt
Organism: Scophthalmus maximus (turbot)
Lineage: Eukaryota; Metazoa; Chordata; Actinopteri; Pleuronectiformes; Scophthalmidae
Product: transcription factor HES-2-like
Exons: 4
Coding region: 750-1364 (204 amino acids)
Biological process (GO): anterior/posterior pattern specification; regulation of transcription by RNA polymerase II; regulation of neurogenesis
Cellular component (GO): nucleus
Molecular function (GO): protein dimerization activity; RNA polymerase II cis-regulatory region sequence-specific DNA binding; DNA-binding transcription factor activity, RNA polymerase II-specific
Source: RefSeq, a predicted model, not a curated record